This is a messenger RNA of Colletotrichum scovillei, 992 nucleotides long. RefSeq names its product ubiquitin carboxyl-terminal hydrolase, family 1. Gene Ontology annotation, cellular component: cytoplasm. The transcript has 2 exons. Gene Ontology annotation, biological process: protein deubiquitination; ubiquitin-dependent protein catabolic process. The record is from RefSeq and is a predicted model, not a curated record. NCBI's taxonomy places the organism in Eukaryota, Fungi, Ascomycota, Sordariomycetes, Glomerellales, Glomerellaceae. Gene Ontology annotation, molecular function: cysteine-type deubiquitinase activity. The coding region runs from base 87 to 908 and encodes 273 amino acids.
UGCUCACUUCAUCUCAACCAUUCGGAUUGAUCAGAGUAUCAAUUGUGAAAAGGCGAAUAAUCCAUUAUUCAAUCUCAUUCAUUUUAAUGAUCAUUAUUCCACUGCUCAUAUUAAUCUCAAGCCUCUUCACAAUAACCCAAACCUGCCCAAACCACUCGUCCCUCCACACCCUCACUCUCAAAAUGCCGGAAACCUACAACAAAGCCUUCAUCCCCCUCGAAUCAAACCCCCUCGUCUUCAACGAACUCAUCGCCGCCCUCGGCGCCUCGCGCAACCUUCACUUCCAAGACGUCUUCGCCCUCGACGACCCGGCCUUCCUCCCACCCAAGAUCCUCGCCCUCGUUCUCGUCUUUCCCACAACGCCAACCUAUGAAGCGCGGCUGACGGCCGAAGACGCCGGCGCAAAGGACUGGAUGGUGGAACACGAUGAGGAGGACGAGGAUGCGGUUUGGUUUAAGCAGACUAUCAACAAUGCCUGUGGUUUGUAUGCUGUUUUGCAUGCUCUGGCAAACGGCCGGGCCAAAGACUUUCUGACACCGGGAUCGUUGUUAGAUAGCCUCCUGUCCAUCACAGCGCCCAUGGACCCAGCCCAGGCCGCCAUGGUGCUGGAGGGCUCAACAGAACUCGAGGAUGCGUACGCUGCCAUCGCGACAAAGGGCGACACGGCGGCACCGCAAAGUGCAGAGGACGAGGUCUACUUCCACUACAUCUGCUUCGUCAAAUCACCAGACACUGGCCACCUCUACGAGCUGGACGGAGAUCGUAAAGGCCCGGUGGACAGAGGGAUCCCAGACGAAGAGGAAAAGGUGGAUCUCGGACCAGAGUCCAUAGACAUUGUCAGAAAAUUCAUUCAGCAAGGAGGAGACGAUAUUGGCUUCAGCCUCUUGGCUCUGACGGAAGGGGUAUGAACGAGCACAUUUGCGUCUAUGUGGAAAAUCAUUCUCGGGCACAGCCAGGCCCGACUAGCACGUUCUGGCCGAGGAGUCACGGUG